UACCAUAGAAGGGAAAGCAGACGCGUUCUCCGGAGGAGAUGGUGAUGGGGAAGCCCGAAGGGAGAGGCACAACUAAGAAAAAUAUGGCGGCUCUGGGAGAAAAAAACCCCUGACUCGUUAACACGAGAGUGAAGGAAAUAAUAGGGAAAUUUGAUACUAGCACACUGAAGAAACGGAAGGUGGCAGAUAGAUCGCCAGAUGUUACAGAAAGUGAAGAAGAAUGGUCGAAAAUACAGAGGAGGGAAAGAAGAAUAGAACAAAGGAACAAGACAUACGAGAAAGCGUUGCAUAAGCACGAGGUCAAAGUUAAAAACCGAAAAAUAACGUAAUAAAAGAUAAAGUGGAAAAGAAAGUAAGUUUAAAAAAAAGAAUUACAGAAAAAGAGGAGCUUGAAAAACAAAGAAAUAUAAACAUUAACAGUACUAAGGGAGAAAAAGGAUAUAAAGAUAUACAAGGUAAAUUUUUACCAACAAGUAGCCCAGGUAAGAAUUAUAACCUAACAGAACUUUAUAGAAUAAAUCAGGACGAGGGGGAAGUAAAUAACAAAGAAGAAGACUACCUUAGAUUUUGUGAAUGUUUCAUAGAUUAUAAAGAAGCAUCUAAAGUUAAAAAAGUGAAUUAUAUAAGAAUCUUUAGAAAUUUAAGCAUAUUUAGUCCGCAAAUAGAAGCUAUCAGAAUAACCACGUACAGAGGGGCAGAAAUUAAGUUUAAGAACUACUAUCACGGUAGGACCCUAGUUAAGGAAAUGCAAAGGAAAAAUAAGGACAAAAUUGAAAUCCGAAUCCUAUUUAGAGCGGAAGAAAGAUGGGGAGUCACAAGAGAAUGGGAGUUCUCGCCAGCAGAACUACUUAAAAAGAGGCGGAAGAAGGCCAGGGAAUAAUUUCAGCAGAGAGACUGAAAAGACCUAUCAAAACAGAAAAAAAGACAGAUUAUAAGGAAACAGGUAUGAUACCAAUAAAAUUCGCAGGAGACUCAUUGCCAACAAGAGUGAGCAUAUACGAGGGAGCCAUUAACCUAAAUAUUACCCCAUAUGUAAAAGCCGUCAAACAAUGUUUCAACUGCUUGCAAUAUGGGCACUAUAAACAAAACUAUAGGAAGGAUACAAAAAUGUGUUUUAUCUGUGGUGAUAACUAUCACGGAAACUGUAACAAAAAACUGCAAUGUGUGAACUGCGAAGGAGAACAUGGAGCCCUCAGUAGGACAUGUAUACAUUGGGCGUUGGAAUCCGCCACAAACAAAAUAAUGGUAACAACAACCUCAAACAAAAACCUUUGUCUGCUAGAAGCGCGGCAACUCGCAAAAAUGGAAUUAAGAAUUUUCGAUAAAUCUAGAAGAAAUGACUCAGAAAUAGAAAGUUUGAGAGUCGAUGAUCUCAAUUUUCCAAGAUUACAAAGUAAGAAAAAGAAUUCCUAUAGAGAAUAUGAGAGGUGGGAAAAUCUACCGUGCCCAAUAAAUAAAGGAAAAUGGAACAGAAGCCAGGAACCAAGGCAGUUCAACAUAGAAACCAGAAACAAAUACGAAAAAUUUAAUACAGAAGAGGAAUAUCAUCGAAAUAGACACGAAUCAUUCAUACCUCUGGCGCAAGCCAAGGACGAUGAACAGGACAAAAACCUCCGAGCAAAACCCCUGCAAAAAGGAAGAAGGGCCAUCACAGAGGAUGACAUCAAUCUAUGGACUGGAUCCAUCAGGAGAAAAUGGAAGACUUAGUCAUCGAUAAAAUAAACAGAAACCGGAGAAUAAAUCAUCCUAAAAGGAUAGACUUCCACGAUGAAGGAUACAAUAAAGAUAGACGAAAUAAUUACCCCCAAAAAAGGUACGGUACGAAAGGGAGAUUCGAAGACCCCCUACCUAAGGAGGUAUUCAAAUCUACAUUAACAGAUGAGUUUAAUGAAGAUUUUAGCUUUAUAAAAUCAGCCAGGAACACAAAUCAAGGAGACAGAUAUAGAAAGACAUAUUCCAGAAAAAUAAACAACCAAACGACAAGCGAAGAACCACAGCCAAGCACCUCCAAAGAAUCCUUCCUGAUCCAUUUUGAAGAUUCGACAAAGGGUAAAGACGCCCAAAAAAAUAAAGGGACGGAAAUAGCUAAGGAAAACAGAGGACACAUGUCAGAAAAAAAAUGAGAGGGCCCUCAAGCUCCUCAAAAUACCAAAAAAGUAGCAGAAUAACCCCAGAAAAAUAAUGAAGGAGAACAAAAAGAGAAGGAGAAUACCUACGAAGAAUUAGUGACGGAACUGCAAGACAUGGCAACCGACCAGGUAGUGGAAAUUACAACGAAGAACGAGGAAGACCAGGAAGAAUAAGUUACGAAAAGCGCAGAGACCAAAGACAUUUAUUUUAAAGAAAAUAAGCAGAUUGAGACAAGGUAAAUUCUAAAUAAUAUUAAUUCACGCAGCAAUUAAAUACUAUAGAAAGAUAAUAUAACCAAUCUUAGAGAAAAAAAAUAAUAAAUAAAAAGUCAAUAUAUAUUAUUAUUAGCUAUACUUAAACAAUUUAAACUUAGUUUAUUUACGGAAAUUAGUAUAUAAGAAAGACCUAUAUAGACAAAUAAAAUACCAUACUUUUAAUUUUAUAUUAACAUCUUAGUAUACAAGAUUAAAUAGAUUAAAACGUGAUCUAACAAUUUACCAAAUACAAAAUUAAUUAAUUAAUCUACAGGAAAACAUGCACAAUCAUGUAAAAGUAGACUUUUGCAACGCUAAAAGUUUAAGUAAUAAGUAUCAUGAAUUAAAAGAGAUUAUUGAUGAAUUUGAUAUUUUCUGCAUUAAUGAAACAUGGAUGUACAAAUGGACAUUUCAAAAAUUCAACGACUACAACAUUAUACAUAACAAAGUUAACAGAAAGGAUAAUAAAAGCUUUACCACGCCAGGCUCAGGAAUGGUAAUUAUAUUUAAAGACUACUUAAAUAUAGAAUUAAUUAAAGAAAAAUAUAUGGAAAACCAAUAUGAAUAUAUGAAAUUUACAAUUAAGAAUAUAAACAACAGUAUAAUAUAUGAUAUAAACUUUUUAUAUAGAAAUCCAAAAGUAAAUGCUAGUUAUAGAAAAUGGAAGGAUAUGUUUGAUGACCUCGAUUUAGACGAUAAUUUGAUAAUAAUAGGGGAUUUUAAUGCAAGGCAUACAGAAUGGAAUUGUAGAACACAAGACAUUUCAGGGAUAAAUCUAAAAGAUGUACUGGAGAAGUACGAUAUGAUUGUACAAAAUCACAACACAACAUCUAGAUACAGCCCAAAUAACAAAAGCUUCAAUAACUCAAAUAUUGAUCUCAUAGUAACACGACCACAUUUAACAGGAAUUAUCAAUUUUUCGGAAACGGGGGAGUGCUUAGGCUCGGACUACCAAAUAAUAAACUUUAUGCUAUAUACUAACGAAAACAUA
This is a messenger RNA of Hylaeus anthracinus, 3375 nucleotides long. RefSeq lists its product as uncharacterized. The transcript has a single exon. The coding region runs from base 946 to 1707 and encodes 253 amino acids. The record is from RefSeq and is a predicted model, not a curated record. NCBI's taxonomy places the organism in Eukaryota, Metazoa, Arthropoda, Insecta, Hymenoptera, Colletidae.